AUGUCACAAGAGUCCAAAGAUCUUGGCUCACGGUGUUGCGUUUCCAUAGGUGAUGCAAAUGUCUUACCUUCCUCCUCUUCUAUUCUCUCAAAUCAAUUAACAUCUGAAAAUCAGGAAAUUUUUGACGCCUGCCGGCUUGGUGUUAUUUCACGAGUUAUUGCUCUCCUCGACAAGGGCGUACCUGUUAAUUUAAAAGACACCACUGGAAGAAAAUCUACUCCCCUGCACUUUGCUGCUGGUUACGGUAGACUCGAUGUAGUUAAAUUAUUAGUUAUCAGAGGGGCUGAUGUUUGCGCAAAAGAUGACGGAGGUUUGAUUCCUUUGCACAACGCAUGCUCUUUUGGUCACGCUGAAGUUGUUCAACUUCUUUUGGCAGCUAAUUCUGAUCCUAAUGCUCAGGAUAAUUGGCAUUAUACACCUCUACAUGAAGCUGCUAUUAAAGGAAAAGUUGACGUCUGCAUUCUUCUUUUACAGGCCAAAGCCGACCCUAAUCUCCGCAAUCUGGAUGGCAAGACGCCACUGGAUUUUGCUAAGGGUCCAACAGCUCAAGUACUUGUUGGUGAUUACCGUAAAAAAGAGUUACUUGAGGCAGCACGAACCGGCAAAGAGGAUAAAUUGGUCUCCCUUCUCACCCCUCAAAAUGUAAACUGUCAUGCAGAUGAUGGGCGCAAAUCAACGCCUCUUCAUUUAGCAGCUGGAUACAACCGAACCCGAAUAGUGCAAAUUUUGCUAACUGCUGGUGCAGACGUUCGAGCUAAGGAUAAGGGUGGUCUAGUUCCCCUUCAUAACGCCUGUUCCUACGGUCAUUUGGAAGUCUGUGAAAUGCUUAUCGCCGCUGCAAAUGCUACUAGCCCAGUAGAAAGCUCUUCGGAAGCCCAACAACAGGUCCAUGCCGCCGAUCUCUGGCACUAUACGCCUCUGCAUGAGGCUGCAAGCAAGUCGAGAUCAGAAGUUUGCUCUCUCCUACUCGCACACGGUGCUGAUCCCUACCAACCAAACAUCCAUGGCAAAACUGCUCUGGAUUUGGCACCUUCUAGGGAGCUGAAACAAAGGAUUGUGUAUGAGAGGAGGGGUGAGUUUUUCUCGUUGAAAUAUUACAAGUUAUAA
Rodentolepis nana is the source of this 1107-nucleotide messenger RNA. NCBI's taxonomy places the organism in Eukaryota, Metazoa, Platyhelminthes, Cestoda, Cyclophyllidea, Hymenolepididae. The record is from the annotation of a GenBank genome assembly.